GAGAGUAUUUUUGGCGCUGGGCGGUGAUCUUCACUAACAGCACAGUGAUUGCGAGCUAAAGGGCUUGUGUUCACGUCGCUGGAAAGUCCUGCUUCCUGUCCAAUAGAAACACCGCAAGAGCAUCGCACGGCUUGUUUAUAAAGCGCUGUGUGGUGACAGCGGGAGUAAUGUAGCAGCGAGGGAGGCGGUUUGAACGCGGUGGCGGCGGACAGAAACCGGCGCGGUGGUGUAAAUGGGAAAUCUGAUGGGCGCUCUGAGGUACAAGGAGCCGAGCACCGUGGAGGAAUGCGACUCGACAUGGGGGACGGACUCGGAGAGCGACGAGCAGGACAGCGGGGUGUCCGAGUCCACCGGUACUUCAGACUCAGGGCACUGUGGAGACGAUCAAGACGGCUUUCCUCAGUUUAAUCACACGGCUGAGUCAUCCACUAAGAUGAAAAGAAGCUUUUAUGCUGCCAAGGACCUGUACAAGUACCGCCAUAGUUAUCCGAAUUACAAGGAGCCUCGGCUGAGAAACGAGUACCGCAAUCUGAGAUUCUAUCUGAAUAAGAUUCCUCUGAUUCCAGAUGGAAUCUAUGUUGAAGAGAUCCUCACCAAAUGGAAGGGUGACUAUGACAAGCUUGAGCACAAUCACACAUAUAUACAAUGGCUUUUCCCACUCAGGGAACAAGGCCUCAAUUUCUAUGCCCAUGAACUCACUCAGGAUGAGAUUAAGGAAUUCCAGAACACUCAAGAAGCCAAGCAGCGCUUCGUGCUGGCGUACGCCAUCAUGUUGGACUUCUUUGGGAUCAAGCUCCUAGAUAAGAAUGGAAACGUAGCACGUGCUGCAAACUGGAAAGAUCGUUUCCAACACCUGAAUGAGUCUCAGCACAACUAUCUGCGGAUCACGCGCAUUCUGAAGAGCCUGGGCGAGCUGGGCUUUGAGAACUACAAGCUGCCUCUGGUGCACCUGCUUCUGGAGGAGGCUCUGGUGCAGGGAACGCUGGCUAACAUGCGGCACAGUGCGCUCGAGUACUUUGUCUACACACUGCGAAAGCACAGCCAGAGACGUGCACUGCUGCGCUUCGCCCAGCGCCACUACCAACCUCCGGAGAAUUUCAUCUGGGGGCCUCCAAAGAGGAGAGGCUCCCCUGGGUCAAGACCGAACAGAAUCGUGUCCCCACUGGACAGGAGUGUAAGAAUAACUAGAGCUCUAAAGCAGGGGAGUCCAAACAGGCCCGACGAAGAAAGAGAAGGGGUGGACGGGAGGGAAGUAGGAGAGUGGAAAACAACAAAGUUAUCUAGGAGAAAUCAGCAGGGUAGGGGGGACAUAGAGGAAUACAUUGAAACUGUACCUCUUUGAGAAUUUUGGAAUGGGGGAUUGAGAAAACGAGCCUGAUAAUAGGACCGACAGGGUUGGGGAUUAGUAGCGGGUGUGGCUCAAAGCAAUAUUAUUCCCUGUCUUGGCCUUCAGUGAAUAGCAAUGAGAGAUUUGUUACUCUUUGGCUUUUUUGUAAAUCCGUAACUAAAUACCAAUUUUCAUUUUGUUAAUUUCACUUAGAGGCUUAGAAUAUCAGCUGAUGAUUUUCUACUGUAUUGCUAAUCCUGCCUCAAUCUGUUACACUUCUUGAACACACAAAGUGUAGGUGUGAAUUAUUACCUAACUUGAUUGUGUGUGUGUGUGUUGCAACUUUGCCUAUCAAGUCUUCCUCUGUGACAUAUUGUGGAGUUUAGAUGGACUCCAGGCUUCAACUGAGCCUUUUGAGCCUUAGCCUUAGAGCUGAGUGAAGUUUAUUUGUAUAGAAACAUAAGAACUAGGGCUGUCAAAGUUAACAUGGCUAGAAUUCGGUAGUACAAUACAUUUGAUAAAAUCAUCCUAUUUUGUAUUUAAAAAAUUUUAAAAAAAAAGCUUUUAAUGCAUUUUCCUGGUGCCAUCCUUUGCCUUGUUAGAUUUGAAUACUGAUGUACACAAUUUUUUAAAAUAUAAAUUGAAACAGUGUCUCUACAUACCAGUAUGUUUUGGUUCCAGCCAGUUGUUGAAAUAUUCUUAGUCUAGUUGCUGAACUAGAAAAGCAUGAUGUUGAAAUGUGGAAAUUAUUUAUGGAAGUAAUUGCAACCAGCUACAAAAAUGAGACUAAUUGUGAUUAUUUUAUUAAUUUGACAGCCCUAUUAUGAACAUAUCACUUUAAUGAGUAGCAUAUUUAAAAUAUCACUAUUUGUUAGCACUAUUUUGUGUGUGUGUGAGAUCCAGAGUUUGUGCAGUGUCUUAUAUCAAGUGCCUCAAAUUUUUAGUCUAUGUGUGGCUGAGUUAACCCACAUCAGUAAGGACAAUCAGAAAUGAGGUCACUGGCCUCUGAGAGAGAAGGAAUUGUGCUUUGAUAUGUGAAAUGUUGAAUAUACGAAUUCUCUUAUUUAACUACACAUAUACAAAAGCUGUGCUGUGCUCCAGUGUAUACUCACUAGAUUAUGGGCUAAAAUGAAAGUAUGUGCAUGUGUGUAUGUUUGAAUUUCUGCCUGCACUUUCUAUUACUAUGUUUCUAUGAAAGCACACAUAGGAGUAAGGAAGGAUUACAGCUUGUAUACUCUUCUCUUUCUCAAUCUCUUCUCUCUUUGUGUGUGUAUGCAUGUCUUGUUGGUACAUAUUUCCUACUGCAUCCUCUCACACAGGUAGUGGGGAGAACAUAGCCAUCUGUUUCCUGGACUCCCUCUGCAGCAACUCAAAUUCAAAAGGACUGUAGCAUGAGCAGUGCAAACACUUCUCAGUGCAACACUAGGAUUCUUAUUUUUUUUUAUGUUUUCUGUAAGUUACUUAUGUGGAUUGAGUGCUGACUGAUCUCUGUUUAUGUGAGGCACUAUACAUGUGUUUUAUAAUGUUUUGUACAAGAUCAUGUGAGAUUAUGGAGGGCUCUUCUUGUGACUUAUUGUAUUAAAGUUGCAGCUAUUUCUGGAAAAUUA
This is a messenger RNA of Ictalurus furcatus (blue catfish), 2934 nucleotides long. It is a transcript of the gene ogfrl1, whose product is annotated as opioid growth factor receptor-like 1. The transcript has 7 exons. NCBI's taxonomy places the organism in Eukaryota, Metazoa, Chordata, Actinopteri, Siluriformes, Ictaluridae. The record is from RefSeq and is a predicted model, not a curated record. Gene Ontology annotation, cellular component: membrane. The coding region runs from base 233 to 1342 and encodes 369 amino acids. Gene Ontology annotation, molecular function: opioid growth factor receptor activity.